GCGUUGUCACUGAGACUACAUCCAUGUUUUAUGCAGUCUGUGGGGAAAGCAUUUAGUGACAGGCAGACACCUCAAGCAGAGCUAGAGUCUUUGGUGAAAAGCCAUCUGCUAUGACUGACAGGAUAUUUGUCAUGGGGUCAUCAAAAUUUCUGCUCAAGUGUCCUGUGCAAUUCAAGGGGCUGCAGUGCUAUGGCUGCAACAUCAUCCAGGGCCAGAGGUACGUGGACGUGGGCUGCUCUAACCCAGAGGUCAUCACCUGCACCCACUCGCACAAAGGCUUUAAACACCGCUUCUGCAUCAAGACAGAGAGCACGGCCCUGGGUAUCGUCCUGACCAGCGGUUGUGCCACAUCCAGACACUGCCAGCAACAGGAACUGCCAGGGGUGCGUAUCCACUGCUGUGACUCAGACCUAUGUAACAGCGCCCCCUCCUGGCAUCCGCGCACACUGCACUACAUAUGUGCACUGUUCAGCCUGCUGGUGCUGAGGAUGUGGUUGUGAUAAGAAGGCAAGAUGACACUAAUGGACAAUGGGAGAAAAAAAACAUUUUAUAUUAGUAACUCUCAUCUCUCUGUGUAGAUGCUCGUGUUUAGGGCUAAAUGAGAGUUUCACAGUAUGGUGUUACUGGUGAGCACCUGAAAAUCACAGCCUUGUCUUUAAAAUAGCCAUGUUUGAUCGAAACAGAAGAGAAGCAGCACAAAUCAUCAGUGAUUAUAUGGUGCACACACUUACCGGCAUAUGGAGUAUAAAUGGUAUCAUAGGACAUCUGUGAAGGAAAGAUGAUAAUGUCAAUAAAAAAAAGCAGUUCCACACUGAGUUUAUAGAGGCUUACACUCACUUACACUCCAAGACAUGCACCCAUUUUCUCUGUUAAGAUGUUUAAUAUUUUCUUGAGAUCACAUCUUCAUGUGCAGUAUGUUGUUUCUAAGUCAUAGGCUAUUUACUUUGUAAAUUUAAAGAUAUUUUUUUAGUUUGCCAUAAUAAGCUCCUAGACUAAACUUGGGAGAGCACAUUGCAUGUGGUUCUGUGUAGGAUUGUACAGUGAAAGCAUGUAAUGUUGUGAAUUACUGUAUUAAAAUGUUUCAUAUUUUCAAAAU
This is a messenger RNA of Notolabrus celidotus (New Zealand spotty), 1096 nucleotides long. RefSeq lists its product as uncharacterized. The record is from RefSeq and is a predicted model, not a curated record. Bases 111 to 500 code for a protein of 129 amino acids. NCBI's taxonomy places the organism in Eukaryota, Metazoa, Chordata, Actinopteri, Labriformes, Labridae. The transcript is spliced from 3 exons.